This is a messenger RNA of Seminavis robusta, 1670 nucleotides long. The record is from the annotation of a GenBank genome assembly. Lineage: Eukaryota; Bacillariophyta; Bacillariophyceae; Naviculales; Naviculaceae.
GAUCAACUUCUUCGAGACCCGCCAGUUGACGUUAGGAAUACCACCGACACCUUUCACACAAAGCCACAACAACAACAAUAAGCAAAAGAGCACCAAUAGUCUAUUACUAAUAGUCUGAAGCAUGUCAUCUUCUCGUCCCAGCAACAAGAAGAAGUACGGUCCUUUAUGGUUUCAAAAAGAACCAGGAGCCUUGGUGUUGACGGAUGAAUUCAUAGUCUUUCAAGGCAGCAACAACAAUGGUGCCGUUCGGCUGGACUUGGCUCAGGUCAAGAAAAUCACUCCCAAUUUGGCCAGUAGUGCCAAGGCUUUGCUCAAGUUGACUCUGAUGAAUGGUCAGUCCUAUGUGAUUCAACUGCAAUCUCGACAGGCCUUGGAAGACUUGAGAAAGGACAUGAAGGCUCGAUGGGUGGAAGCGCACGAGCAGAGCAUGAGGACGACCCAUGACGAAGAUUUCUCGGAAUCGCAACGGCAUGGGGAUGAUUUGGCCACUCCCGUCUAUCACAACAAACAGCCGGACGCACCCACCAAGCAUGACAUUGUCAUGGAAAAGGCAAAAUCCGAGCGACUGUUAUCGGCUGCAUCACGGACACGACAAUCUCCUCCACCUACAACUAGACGAGCCAGUACCAGUCACGUGGGCGGACAACGGCGCCACCAAAAUUAUUCUCAAGACGAAGAUGAUGACAAUCUCAGCGUGCGGGGAAGAGCCAGACAGAUUUUGACCACUAUUGAACAACAGUCGCAACGACAACACCAUCUUCAUCCGCCACCGCAAACAAAUAAUACCAGAAAAGUGCAACCCGAUCCACCCACCAACCCGAUAGACAGCACUCGGGAAAGAGAAUCGUACAAUAUUACUACAAAUAAUAUUCACCCACCACCACAAAUAUCACCUCCCAAAACAACGGCACCCGUGGUACGAGAAGAACGAGUCGAGCAACCCUGUUUUUCCAAACAAAGUGGCAUUCAAUUGCUCCCUCAGGACCAAAUGCUGGUUCCUCUGUCGCGAGGACAAAAGGGCCAUUUGUUGCUGGAUUUUGGCAAAUUUACUACUCAUUCCGACAACAAUAAUAAGAACGAUGGUGUCAUCUCGGUGGCCACGGUCAAUGCGGCGGGGGAGAGGGGAAUCAGCCAUACCUUGAGAUUGGAAGAUGCACUCGCCUAUGUGGACGAAGAAAAUCUCAACAGCACUGCUGGGACGAUUCGGACCAAGGGCUUGUCCUCCUAUGAGGAGGAUUCUGGGGAGUACCGCAUUUCUAGGAGGGCGUGUCGGCUGAGUGCGUUGGGUGUGGUCUGUUUGAUGGCUCUAGUCGUUGGCAUGACGGCUGGGUUGGUGGUGUUGUCGAUUUUGCUUUCACAAGCAAAUAGUGAUCAAGAAGAGAAUGUCGUCAAUGUAUUUGAAGAUGACUUUUACGCCGACUACUUCAAGCAAGAUCCUCCUCCUCCUCCAUAGCAACAACAAGAAUAACCUUUACCUAGAUACAUGUAGCUACGCAGUGAUUGCCACUAGGCAGAGCAAGACGCGAAAGACACGUUCAGUGUGUUGCGAAGAUGACUCGCUUUACGCCGACUGCCAUAGAUAAGAUGCCCUCCUCCUCCAUAACGUAGCAACGGGCAUAAUCUAGUCUUCGCCGCUGGCUGGCUGGCUAGGCCAAUCACAAAAUGGUUGG